AAUUAUUUAACGUCCAACAACCGAGCCAAGCAGUUGUCUUGGUAUCCAAAGCUCUCUUGCCGGAAAGUCUACCGUUCCACCGUAUUCAGAUUGUUUCAUUUUAUAAAUAGUUAAAUCCAGUGUCAUGUUCAUCAAGCUAUUUACCCUAAUGUUGGCCGUAACUGGAGUCUGGAGUGCCGCGCUACCAGAAAAUCAGGUGGCAACGGCGACCAGGACGACGACAGGUGAUUUGGCAACCGCCGAGACUUCGGCCAAGUUGCUAAAUCUCUUUGGAACUGGCUCUGGAUAUCCGAACUACGGCUACAACUACAAUCGCCCGAGCAACCCCUACUAUCCCGGCUACAAUACGAACUACUACGGCUCAUCGGGAUACUAUCCCGGCUCGGGAUAUGGAUCUACCACCUACUAUCCCAACCAGGGGAGCUACGGUUCCUCCGGCUACUACCCAACUCAAGGCUAUAACUAUUAUUCCACUAGCAGUUAUCCCACCACGAACAUUCUGGGUAGCCAAGGAGGCGGAUAUGGAGGGUAUGGCGGCUACGGAGGCUAUGUGCGCAGCACUUUUGGCUAAAGACGCCGCAAAGAACUUAACCGAAUGUUACACUCCGGCACGCAUCAAAAUCAACACACAAAAAGAUCGUAAAACUUAUAUAAGCAAUUUAUUAGCCAACACAUCUCCGAAGGCGAAAUAACCCCCGAGCCGGAAAACUUUAACUGCAUCGCCGCACCGAAAAUAUCUUCAAGUUUCUGCGGGGAGACAAAGUCUGUGCAGCAGCAUCUUGAGUACUAAGCCUUAAAUUUUACGUAAAGUCAUGUUUAUGUUUUCCCCUUCGGCAUCUGCAAGCUCGUAAAUGCAGCGGAGCAAAGUUUUCGCUUGAAUUUUCCGGGGAAAAGUGCCCGAGUCCCUUUGCCAGUUGAGCAUGUGCCGAGAGCAAUUUGUGAUAAGCUAAUAGAUUUCCCCUGUUAAAUAAAGCAAUAUUUUCCAACAAAUUUA
This is a messenger RNA of Drosophila sechellia, 994 nucleotides long. Its product is annotated as prisilkin-39. The record is from RefSeq and is a predicted model, not a curated record. The transcript has 4 exons. Lineage: Eukaryota; Metazoa; Arthropoda; Insecta; Diptera; Drosophilidae. The coding region runs from base 125 to 571 and encodes 148 amino acids.